Stegodyphus dumicola is the source of this 1023-nucleotide messenger RNA. RefSeq lists its product as uncharacterized. Lineage: Eukaryota; Metazoa; Arthropoda; Arachnida; Araneae; Eresidae. The record is from RefSeq and is a predicted model, not a curated record.
CUACAUUGAGUGACGUAUCUGGAUGUAGGUCACAACUUGCCAUUGGUGGUUAAGGCUCGUAUAUAUUGGUGUUCGAGAGGGGUGUGUGUAUUGUUGUGUAGUAGAAGAAACUCUCAAGAUUGUCUCAUCGAGUUCUCGUAACUACUCCAAGGACACAAACAAAAUGCGUCCUCUAUUAUUGUGUUCGCUUGUCUUUCUUGGAUCCCUACUGUCUCUCGCAAGAGCCGACGGACAUGGCUGGGAUUACAGGCCAAUCAAAGUGAUUAUUAAAGAACAUCCGAAGCUUAUCACCAUUCCACAUUAUGUACCGUGGCCUAAACACGUUCCAGUGCCAAAGCACGUGCCGGUACUUAAGCCGCUGCCCAUCGCGAAACCGGUCCCUGUUCCAAAGAUCGUGCCAGUGGUGAAGCACAUCCAUAAGGUGGUCCAUGUACCGAAAGUAAUCCACAUUCACAAAUCUGUGCCAGUACCCAAACCCUAUCCUAUCCCAAAGGUGGUCAAGGUUCCCAAGCCUUACGUAGUACAUAUUCCAAAGCACGUGCCAGUACCCAAGCCUUAUCACGUACCCAUCCACGUGAAGAUCCCCAAGCCUUACAUCGUCCCUGUUCACAAAUCUGUGCCCAUUCCAGUGCCCAAACACGUACCGGUCAAAGUUGAAGUGAUCAGGGUGAAACCUUUAGUCAUCAAGAAGCCAGUGCCUAUUCUGUACCACGAAAAGAAGCACGAAUGGUGAUUUGAAUCAACGAGACAUCAACUAAUGUAUAAUACCUUCACUAAUAUCCCUCGUGUUUGAAAAUUGCAGGACUUUCAAACGAACGAGAGUUGAGCUGCCAAAAGCAACCUUUAUCCUUUCUUUGUUAGAAGGGAUUUCUUGAGAACUUUUGUGUACAGUGUACGCUUGUAAUUUGGAAGCUGUUUCUGCGGCCUAAUUCAAGAAGACCGUUCACCAGUUCCCAGUAAUGCUUGUUUUGGGUCGCAGAUAAUGGAAAAGCCAAAUGUGUUUAAUGUAUUAUGUAUCUAUAA